Messenger RNA from Rangifer tarandus platyrhynchus (Svalbard reindeer), 1341 nucleotides. The record is from the annotation of a GenBank genome assembly. Lineage: Eukaryota; Metazoa; Chordata; Mammalia; Artiodactyla; Cervidae.
AUGGGGCCCAGGCCCGCAGCCCUCAGAGAGGACCCCGGGCAUUCACCCCAGGUCUGGUUCUGGGGCAUGUCGGGCCCCUGGGAGCCCGGCCAGGCUGGUGGAGAUCUUGAAAUGACCCCAGCUCUGCAGCUGUCACCUGGGGCCGAGGGCAGCCAGCGGGCCCAGCUCGGUUUCCCUGGGCAGAGCAGAGCCGCUGGGGAUGGCGGGAGAGCAGGAGCUCAGCUCAGCCGCCAGCUUGCGUUCAGACCCGCCCCGCCGUCACGCAAGAGUCUCCUCCGUGCACGUCAGUUAGCUGGAGCCGCUGGUCCCCCAGGGCGCAGUGAUCGAGGCCCAGGGCUUCCCGUGGAAGGGCUGUGCGGUGCUGAAAACGACGUGAGAAGUGAAGCAAGUGCCGCAGAGCGGAGGAGCGGGGUUGCAGCCGUCUGGGAGCGGCUGGGCCCCCUCAUGGGGGCCGUCAGGAUUCGGGGAGCGGGCAGGGGCCCCGGGAGAAGCCAGCUCCAGUGCGCUGGGCUGGAAGGACACGUGUUUGGGAAGGACAAGGGUCCCUCAGCACCAUCACUGACCCACAGACCUCCGGAUGUCCGCGCUGCCCGGAAGCCCCUCCCACAGAGGACCCGCGUCCCGCUGCAGACGUCCGUCCCUGAGUCCAGCCCCCACUGGGGGGGCCUCGUGUGCCCCCUCCAGCUGACGUCUGAACGGGAUCCUGGGGCGCGGAGCGGGGCGCUGCGGUGGGGCGCGGUGGGACUUGACGUCAGGACUCCUGGCGGGACUCCCACAGAGAUGGCCCAGAAAGAACCUUUCUGGACAAACCGCACGCACACAGGAAUGCACCCUGCAUCUCAAGGUCCGCUUCGCAGAGGACAGGCAGGCCUAGGUCUCCACGAGGCACAGCCCGGCGCAAAGGGGCGGGAGACCGGCCCGGUGCUUGCCGAGGAUGCGGCUUCGCUGGGACCCAGAGGUUCCAAGUUCACACACGAGCUCGUGUGCAGGAGGCCCCUGUGCCUGUCCUGUGGGCUCCGCUUGGCGGCUGGCUUCCCCCAGAGCAAGCGAUCCCAGAAGGGUGGUCAAGGCGCUGCUCCGAGCCUGAGGAGUGGUGAUAGCGGGUCUCACGAAGGCCAGACCAAGGGAAAGCAGGUCACGACUCGACUGAUACCUGGCACCUGUGCUGAGCACUGCACGCUCUGCCCCACUCACCCCGAGGCCUUGGGGACAAUGCUGACGUCCCCCGCACCUGGGGACGUGGAGACCCCAUCUCAGAGCGAGCAGAUUGCCCACCAUCCCAUGGGAGGCACCUGUCACUGCCUCUCGGCCUCCCCACCCCAGUUCUGGGUGGAGGAGUAA